Molecule: messenger RNA, 4339 nt
Organism: Nyctereutes procyonoides (raccoon dog)
Lineage: Eukaryota; Metazoa; Chordata; Mammalia; Carnivora; Canidae
Gene: NRDE2
Product: NRDE-2, necessary for RNA interference, domain containing
Biological process (GO): RNA processing; negative regulation of RNA catabolic process; regulatory ncRNA-mediated post-transcriptional gene silencing
Cellular component (GO): catalytic step 2 spliceosome
Molecular function (GO): protein binding
Source: RefSeq, a predicted model, not a curated record
UGCACCGCGAGAGCUAAGGCCUCACUACCGGCGUCCGCUCCCCGGCGCCAUUUCUGUAGAGGGGACGGCAGCGCGGCCUGUGGCCAUGGCGCUGUUCCCGGCCUUUGCUGGCAUUAGUGGGGCUCCGGAUGGCGGCAGCGCGAGGAAAGAAUUAGACUGGCUGAGCAACCCGAGCUUUUGUGUUGGAGCCAUAACCUCUCUGAGCCAACAACCUGAAGAGGUCACCGCCCUGGUUUCUGAAGGGUCCCCACUGACCAGGAGUCCUCUGAAAUCAGAACCCUCAGAUGAAAGUGACAGUAACAAAAAGCCCAAACAAACAAGCAGAAAAAAGAAGAAAGAGAAAAAGAAGAAGAGGAAGCAUCACCACAAGAAAAUCAAGAGAAAACAUGGGCAGACCAGUAGCAGUGGAUCUGAGCCAGAUAGUGAGCCUGAUAAGGACAAAAAUUCCAGAAGCAUUGGAGAUAGUAAAAAGGAAUCAGAGAAACCAAGUCGAGAAGAUAAUGCUGCUGCUGCUGCUAUUGGGCAUCGCUUGGUUUGGCUUGAGGACAUUCAGGCUCUGAAUGGAGGAGAAACCUUCAGAACAGAUAAGAAGCCGGAUCCUGCAAACUGGGAAUAUAAGUCUCUCUACAGAGGAGACAUAGCAAGAUACAAGAGGAAAGGAGACUCCUGCCUUGGCAUUAACCCCAAGAAGCAGUGUAUAUCCUGGGAGGGGGCUUCCACGGAAAAGAAGCCUUCGCACAAGCACGUUGAGCGCUAUUUUAUGAAGAAGAGUGUGGUAUUAAUGAACAUGGAUGGAGUUGCCGUUGGCAGUAAAAACGAAGCUCCCUCAUCUGAGCCAAUCUCGUUUAUCCCAGUGAAGGGCACGGAUGAGGUGGUUCCUCCCGUUACAACCUGGUUGAACCCUCUGGGGAUUUACGAUCAGUCCACCACGCAGUGGUUACAAGGACAGGGUCCUUCAGAGCCAGAAACAAAGCAGCCAGACUCACAGACGGACAGAGAGAGCGCUCUACUCAAGGCCAAGGUGGAGGAGUUCAACAGGAGAGUCCGGGAGAACCCCCGGGACAUUCAGCUCUGGAUGGCGUUUGUUGCUUUUCAGGACGAAGUCAUGAAAAGCCCUGGCCUGUAUGCCAUCGAGGAGGGAGAGCAGGAGAAGCGGAAGCGGUCUCUGAAGCUGGUUCUGGAGAAGAAGCUGGCCAUCCUGGAGCGGGCCAUUGAGAGCAACCAGAGCAGCGUGGAGCUGAAGCUCGCCAAGCUGAAGCUCUGCACGGAGUUCUGGGAGCCCUCCACCCUGGUCAAAGAGUGGCAAAAACUGAUAUUCUUACAUCCCAAUGAUACAGCCCUUUGGCAGAAGUACCUUUUAUUUUGCCAGAGCCAGUUUAGCACCUUCACCGUGUCAAAGAUCCACAGUCUUUAUGGAAAAUGCCUGAGCACCUUGUCUGCGGUGAAGGAUGGCAGCAUCUUAUCGCACCCUGCCUUGCCGGGCACCGAAGAGGCGAUGUUUGCGCUCUUUCUUCAGCACUGCCACUUCCUGCGGCAGGCCGGUCACUCAGAGAAGGCGGUCUCUCUGUUCCAGGCCAUGGUGGACUUCACCUUCUUCAAACCAGACAGCGUGAAAGACCUGCCUACCAAGGGACAGGUGGACUUCUUUGAGCCCUUCUGGGACAGCGGGGAGCCCCGGGCCGGGGAGAAGAGCGCCCGAGGCUGGAGAGCAUGGAUGCACCAGCAGGAGCGAGGGGGCUGGGUGGUCAUCGGUGCAGAUGAUGAGGAUGAUGAACCAGAAGACGAGGACCAGGAAAUAAGAGAUAAGAGCCUGCCCAAGUGGCAGAUCUGGCUUGCCGCCGAGCGGUCCCGAGACCAGAGGCACUGGCGGCCAUGGCGCCCUGAUAAGUCCAAGAAGCAAACUGAGGAAGACUGUGAGGACCCUGAGAGACAGGUGCUGUUCGAUGACAUCUCGCCAUCUCUGAUCCAGCUCUCCAGCCCAGAUCUUCGGUUUCAGCUGGUCGCAGCCUUUCUGCAGUUCCUGGGCGUGCCCUCUGACCUCAGCCCCCCAGCCUCCUGCCUCUACCUGGCCAUGGAUGAGAACAGCAUCUUUGACAAUGGGCUUUAUGAUGAAAAGCCGUUGACUUCUCUCAACCUUUCCUUUUCUGGCGUCAGCUGUGUGGGCCGCUCAGACCCACUGGGCUGCCGGCGCUGGACCCGGGGUCACAAUCGAGAGGGCGAGGAGUUCAUCCGCAACAUCUUUCACCUUGUGAUGCCUCUGUUUUCAGGCCAGGAGAGGUCUCAGCUCUGCUUCUCCUGGCUACGGUACGAGAUGGCGAAGGUCAUCUGGUGUCUUCACACUAAAAACAAGAAAAGGUUGAAGUCACAAGGAAAGAACUGCAAAAAACUAGCCAAAAAUCUCCUUAAGGAGCCAGAAAACCGCAACAAUCUCUGCCUCUGGAAGCAGUAUGCGCACCUGGAGUGGCUGCUGGGCAACACGGAGGAGGCCAGGAAGGUGUUUGACAGUGCACUCAGCGCGGCAGGGAGCAGGGAGCUGAGGGACUGGGAGGUGUGUGAGCUCAGCCUGCUGUAUGCCGAGCUGGAGGUGGAGCUGUUGCCAGACCCGAGGGGGGCCUCUGCGGCCCGCGCCGUCCACGUGCUGACCAGACUGACCGAGAGCGGUCCCUACGGGCCCUACUCUGGGCCAGUCUUGGCCGUCCACAUCCUGAAAGCUCGGAAGGCAUACGAACACGCGCUGCAGGACUGUCUGGGGGGGAGCUGGGUCUGCAGUCCCGCCCCCACCGCCCCUGCAGGGCCCUGUCACCGCCUCAUUAGCCUGGUGAGGUGCUUCAUGCUCUUCCAGUACUUGACUGUGGGGAUCGACGCUGCUGUGCGGGUAUGCGAGCAGGUGUACGCAAAACUGAAGGGCUCCGCUUCCCCCGGUGGCUCCAGCCCCGAGGACGCAGGCAGCGCACAGAGCCCGAGCAGCGUUCUUGAGGCUGUCAUGCUGAUGCACACCAGCCUGCUCCGAUUCCACAUGAAGGUCAGCGUUUACCCUCUGGCUCCCCUGCGGCAGGCACUCUCGGAGGCCCUGCAGUUGUAUCCGGGCAACCAGGUUCUUUGGAGGUCCUAUGUGCAGAUUCAGAGUAAGUCCCACACAGCCAGUAAGACCAGAAGAUUCUUCGAUGCCAUUACCAGGUCUACCAAGCCCUUGGAGCCUUGGUUGUUUGCGAUUGAAGCCGAGAAGAUGAGGAAGACGUUGGUGGAAAGUGUUCAGAGGGUGGAUGGCAGAGAUGUCCACACCACGAUUCCCGAGACCGGCCUGACGCAUCGGAUCAAAGCCCUGUUUGAAAAUGCCUUGCGGAGUGACAGCGGCAGCCAGUGCCCCUUAUUGUGGAGAAUGUAUUUGAAUUUCUUGGUUUCCUCAGGAAACAGAGAGAGGAGCAAAGGCGUGUUCUACAAAGCCCUGCAGAGUUGUCCUUGGGCUAAGGUACUGUACCUGGACGCCGUGCAGCACUUCCCUGAGGAGAUGCAGGAGAUCCUGGACCUGAUGACAGAGAAGGAGCUCCGGGUGCGCCUGCCCAUGGAGGAGCUCGAGCUCCUGCUCGAGGACUAGAGCCCAGGCAGGAGGGCGCCGACAUGGACCAUGGGCCUGAGUGUGCUUACAAGACCUCUGCCUUUGAAGUUUCUGAUCUUAGUGUUUGUACCUAGGCUAUCCGUGUCUUACCUCUUGCACAUUUUGGGAUGUGCAGACAACCUAGAAGCUUCUGUUUGCAUAUUAUAUAUGUGACCACGUGGACGUGUAGGUGAGAACCAUGCCCAGUGAUACUGAAUGUCCCGUGGUGGGCCUGUUGGUCCCACCCUUCCUCCGCCCAGCCAGUGUGCCCUGUGGGUUGGCAUCCUUGGUGGUCCUGCCGGGGUCUCUGGGCCUUGUGGUGAUGACAGGGAAGCUCUGGUUACUCAACCCUAGAACCGGUCCCCAGGCUGGUGAGGAGAGCAGACUGCCCAUCUCCUCGGACCAGAGCAGAGGCUUGGGUGCUCUGGCCUAUACCCAGCGUACCCCUAAGCCCCCCUUCCUGCCACUGCCCAGCUGCAGACCAGCAGUGUCUAGGUGCCUGUUAGGGAAGCAGCCUCGCAGGUGCACCUCAGCCCAGCUGCCAGUCUACAGGUGACCAGGAGCCCUGAGGGCUCGGGUGCACCCAUGUGUGGCAAGCCCUGCCCAAGGGAAGGGCCCUGCUGCAGAGGAGCGGACGGCCGCGUGAGGAGAGUACAGACCCAGCCCUGCCUGAGAUGGGCCACGUCCCUGAUUCUGAGGGCUGUGAAUGGAAUGAAAUGUAAAUACCCACGUUCAGACCGCUUU